Medioppia subpectinata is the source of this 3165-nucleotide messenger RNA. The record is from the annotation of a GenBank genome assembly. NCBI's taxonomy places the organism in Eukaryota, Metazoa, Arthropoda, Arachnida, Sarcoptiformes, Oppiidae.
AUGACCGUGUGUUGUGUUUGCGAUGGGAAUAGUAUUGAUGUGAACACGAGUUCGGGUUCAGUGAGGGGUCAGACACUCCAUGUCUUGAAUCGCAAAAUACAUCAGUACUUGAAUAUACCCUACGCUGAGCCCCCUUUAGGCCCCCUUAGGUUCACCCCUCCCGUACCCCUCAAAGCCCCCAAACAGACUUUAAUAGACGGCAAAAAACCUGGCAAUCAUUGUAUUCAAGACAACUUACAUAUACCUGAACACCUAAAGGAUAUGUGGGAUAACAUAGCGAUGAGUGAAGACUGUCUGGUAUUGAAUAUAUGGACACCAAAUGUGGGCAAUAGUAGUGACAGUGAAGGGAAAGGGGUUCUCAAACCAGUCAUGUUCUCCAUAUAUAGCGGAGGAUUCAUUUUUGGAUCAAUAUUUAAAGACAUGUACAACGGCUCAGUGUUGGCCACCAAUGAUGUGGUGGUUGUGUCGGCUAACUAUAGGUUAGGGCCGUUGGGCUUCCUAUACGGCGGCGAUGAGACAGCGCCGGGAAAUGCGGGUCUUUAUGACCAGUUAUUAGCACUCAAAUGGGUUAGAGAAAACAUACACCUCUUCGGCGGUGAUAGGGAUCAGAUCACUCUAUUUGGUUACAGCGCCGGCAGUUGGUCGGUGUCCGCACACAUACUCUCCCCGUUAUCUAAGGGACUGUUUAAGAGGGCUAUUAUGCAGAGCGGGUCCGUUAUGUACAACAGAGGCAAACCAGUGCUGAAUACUGUUGAGGCCUUGAAAACAGCCAAACAAAUGGCUCGACGUUUGAAUUGCAGUGAAUUUGACAACAAAUGGUUGGACUGUUUGCGUGCAGUACAGGACACGAACCACUUUAUUGUAUGGACUAAUGUUAGUCAACUCCGAUGGCAACACCCGGUGUUUGGCACACAUUUUUUGCCAUUUGUGCCCAAAAAUGCAUUUAAAACGCAAUCAUUCAAUUUGGGCAUUGAAGUAAUGGCCGGCGCGACCAAAGACGAGGGCAAUGCGCUGUCAUAUUCACGAAUACCCGAAAUGAAUGUAAAACUCACGGAACAACUAUUCCGCAAAGCGGUCAGCGAUUUGAGCCGCGAAUACCAUAACAUAGAUGUGGACAAAGUGUGCGAUCAUUAUCUCAAUGGUGUCCACACAACCAAUUCAUCGCAAUUGAAGGCAGCGUUAAGUGUAUUAUAUGGCGAUUUGGAGUUCACAUGUCCCACAUAUCACUUCGCAAAGAGUUUGGCCACUAGUGGUCAGAGUGUGGCCACAAAUGUGUAUUUUUAUCGGUUUAAUUUUAUAACUCAAUUGACGUCCCAUCAGAGAAACUGUACGGAUGGACACGUAUGUCACGGCGCGGCCAUUGAUCUCUAUUAUGGCCAACCCCUGAGAUAUCCCUCACUUUACAGCAAAACUGAAUAUGACUUUAGUAUAGAUGUGAUGAAAAUGUGGACCGAUUUUGCAAAGAAUGGCAAAGCACAUGAAGUUUGGCCACAGUUUUGGGACAAAUCUGUGAUUCGAGUGAAAGACUUGAAUCCCAACGAUAUGUUACUUAUUCUCAAAAAUCCAUACGAGAGUACAUGUGAUGGCGUUUGGAUGUGUUGUGUUUGCAAUAGUAUUGAUGUGAACACGAGUUCGGGUUCAGUGAGGGGUCAGACACUCCAUGUGUUAAAUCGCAAAAUAAAUCAAUUCUUGAGUAUACCCUACGCUGAGCCCCCUUUAGGCCCACUCAGGUUCGCCCCUCCCGUACCCCUUAAAGCUUCCAAACAGAUUUUAAUAGACGGCACAAAACUUGGUAAUCAUUGUAUUCAAGACAACUUACAUAUACCUGAAUAUUUAAAGGUUAUGUCCAAUAGCUUAGCGAUGAGUGAAGACUGUCUGGUAUUGAAUAUAUGGACACCAAAUGUGGCCAAUAGUAGUGACAGUAAAGGGAAAGGGGGUCUCAAACCAGUCAUGUUCUUCAUAUAUGGCGGAGGAUUUAUUUUUGGGUCAAUAUUUAAAGACUUGUACAACGGCUCAGUGUUGGCCACCAAUGGUGUGGUGGUUGUGUCGGCUAACUAUAGGGUCGGGCCGUUAGGCUUCCUAUACGGCGGCGAUGAGACAACGCCCGGAAAUGCGGGUCUUUAUGACCAGUUAUUGGCACUCAAAUGGGUUAGAGAAAACAUACGCUUCUUCGGCGGUGAUAGGGAUCAGAUCACUAUAUUUGGCUACAGCUCCGGCAGUUGGUCGGUGUCCGCACACAUACUCUCCCCGUUAUCUAAGGGACUGUUUAAGAGGGCUAUUAUGCAAAGCGGAUCCGUUAUGUACAACAGAGAUCGACCGGCGCUGAGCGCUGUUGAGGCCCUGAUUAAAGCCAAACAAUUGGCCCGACGUUUAAAUUGCAAUGAAUUUGGCAAUAAAUGCACAUGGUUGGAUUGUUUGCGUGCAAUAAAGGACCCAAAUCUCUUUAUUGUAUGGACUAAUGUUAGUCGUCUCGUAUGGCAACACCCGGUGUUUGGCACACAUUUUCUGCCAUUUGUGCCCAAAAAAGCAUUUAAUACGAGAUCAUUUAAUUUGGGCAUUGAAGUGAUGGCCGGUGUGACCAAAGACGAGGGCAAUGCGCUCUCAUAUUUUCGAAUACCGGAAAUGAAUGUAAAACUCACGGAACAACUGUUCCGGAAAGCAGUCAACAAUUUCAAUGAUGAAUACCAUAACAUAGAUGUGGACAAAAUGUGCGAUCAUUACCUAAAAGAUAUUGACAAAACCAAUUCAUCCCAAUUGAAAGGAGCAUUAAGUUCAUUAUAUGGCGAUUUGGAGUACACUUGUCCCACAUAUCAUUUCGCCAAGAGUUUGGCCACUAAUGGCCAGAAAGUGGUCUAUUUUUAUCGUUUUAAUUUUCAAACCCAACUGACGGCCCGUCAGAGAAACUGUGCGGACGGACACGUAUGUCACGCCGCGGACAGUAAUCUCAUGUUUGGCCAACCUUUAAGAUAUCCCUCACUUUAUAGCAAAACUGAAUAUGACUUCAGUAUAGAAGUGAUGAAAAUGUGGACAAAUUUUGCAAAAAAUGGCAAAGCACAUGAAGUUUGGCCACAAUUUUGGGACAAAUCUGUGAUUCGAGUGAAAGACUUGAAUCCCAACGAUAUGUCACUUAUUCUCGAGAAUCCAUACGAGAGUACAUAUAAUUAA